AUGUCCCUGUCGAUGGCCGCAUUUACCAUCAAUGACACACUCACCAAGUCCGUCAUGGACACGCUGAACACCGGACAGAUCAUGUUCGUCCGCGGUGCGGUCAUCCUCGCCGGCCUCCUCGUCUAUCUGCGCGUCCUGCGUCGGCCGAUCCUGGCAAAGGGCAUGUUCUCGGCGCCGGUCAUCGUCAGGACCGGAGGCGAGUUGGCGAUGACGGUACUGUUUCUCGGCGCACUGGCGCAUCUGCCGCUUGCCAACGCAACCGCGGUCCUGCAGGCGGUGCCGCUGGCGGUCGCAUUGGGCGCCGCGCUCUACCUUGGCGAGCGCGUCGGGUGGCGACGGUGGACCGCAAUUCUGAUCGGUUUUUGCGGUGUCCUUCUGAUCGUUCGCCCGGGCCUUGCCGGCUUCAACGCCUACACGUUGAUGGUGGUCGGAGCGGUGAUUUUCGCGGCGGUGCGCGAUCUUGCAACGCGCCGGAUCGUCGCGACGGUGCCAUCGCUCACCAUUUCGGCGCUGACCGCAUUGACGGUCACGCUGACCGGCCUUGUGCUGAUCGUUCCCCUUGGCGGCUGGACGCCGAUGGACGCGUCCGUCGUCGUGAUCUUGAUGGCCGCCGCCGGCUUUCUGUUCGCCGGAUACCUUUUCAUCGUCAUGGCCAUGCGGGAGGGCGACAUCGGCUUUGUCGCGCCGUUCCGCUACACGGCGCUUCUCUGGGCGCUUAUUCUCGGCCUGGCGUUCUUCGGCGAGUUCCCCGACACGGCAACCCUUGCGGGCGCGGCGAUCAUGUCCGCGCCCCUGCCCUUGCCGGCCCCCGUUACGCGCAACCUCACCGCCAUCGCGACGAUGACGCUGGCGAUGGCUCUGUUCGCGCUUGACGACAGCUUCAUCAAGCUGGCCGCAGCCGAAAUCAAUGUCGGGCAGGUCAUCCUGUUGCAGACGCUGAUCGCGGUGGUGGUGUUCGCCAUUCUCACCAGGCUUUCGGGCGAUGCCUUGUGGAGCCGCGCCUUCCUCGCGCGCCCGGUCGUCCUGCGCAACACCGGCGAGGUGCUCGGUGUCGUCUGCUUCGUCACCGCGCUCGCGCUGAUGCCGCUUUCGACCGCCUCGGCCAUCCUGCAGGCACAGCCGCUGGUCGUCACGCUCGGCGCCGCGCUUUUCCUGGGCGAGAAAGUCGGCUGGCGCCGAUGGACCGCCGUCAUGAUCGGCUUUUUCGGAGUGCUGAUCAUCAUCCGGCCCGGGAUGGCGGGGUUCACGCCGGCAGCGCUUCUGGCGGUCGGCGCGGUGAUCGGGCUCGCGGUGCGCGAUCUGGCCACGCGUCGCGUGGAGACCGGCAUCAGCACGAUGCAGCUGUCGACCUUUGCGAGCGUCGUCAUCCUGCCGCCCGCCUUCGUCAUGAUGAUGGCCUAUGGCGGCUGGUCGCCGAUGAGUUUUCAGACAACGCUUUAUGUCAUCGGCGCCGCGAUGUCCGGCAUGGGGGCCUACUACGCGAUCACAUUGUCGCUGCGCAUCGGCGAACUGUCCACUGCUGUUCGCGUUGAUCCUGGGCUUUUUCCUGUUCGGUGA
This is a messenger RNA of Effrenium voratum, 1557 nucleotides long. The record is from the annotation of a GenBank genome assembly. NCBI's taxonomy places the organism in Eukaryota, Dinophyceae, Suessiales, Symbiodiniaceae.